This is a messenger RNA of Girardinichthys multiradiatus, 3848 nucleotides long. RefSeq names its product ATP-citrate synthase-like. The record is from RefSeq and is a predicted model, not a curated record. Gene Ontology annotation, molecular function: ATP citrate synthase activity. Gene Ontology annotation, cellular component: cytosol. The coding region runs from base 148 to 3396 and encodes 1082 amino acids. Lineage: Eukaryota; Metazoa; Chordata; Actinopteri; Cyprinodontiformes; Goodeidae. The transcript has 28 exons. Gene Ontology annotation, biological process: tricarboxylic acid cycle; fatty acid biosynthetic process; citrate metabolic process.
CUAACAGCAAGCCUUUUUCUCAAGCGUCAGGCAGUUACCACAGGCCGAGAGUGGAGCAGAUGUGCCGAGGACCUCCACACAUCCACCUACAGCCCAGCUCUCCUACUGUGAAAGAAAGAAAAUAAGGCCAGGCUAUCUUGAGCAGUCAUGUCAGCCAAAGCCAUCUCAGAGCAGACAGGAAAGGAGUACCUCUACAAGUACAUCUGUACGUCGACGCCAGUCCAGAACAGGUUCUGCUACGCCAAUGUGACAGCUGAAACUGACUUUCAGCGGCUGACGCAGGAUCACCCAUGGCUGCUCACAGAGAGGCUGGUGGUGAAGCCGGACCAGCUGAUUAAGAGGAGAGGCAAGCUCGGUCUGUUUGGCGUCAAUCUGGACCUGAAUGGGGUCAAAGAGUGGCUCAAGCCCCACCUUAUGAAAGAGACGAUGGUGGGAAAAGCUAAAGGCACUCUCAAAAACUUCCUUAUAGAGCUAUUUGUCCCUCAUCAAGAGGAGGAGGAGUUCUACGUGUGCAUAUAUGCCGCUCGGGAGGGGGACUACGUGCUAUUUCACCACGAGGGUGGGGUGGAUGUCGGAGACGUAGACGCCAAGGUGCAGAAGCUGCUAAUUGGGGUGGAUGAAAAGAUCAGUGAAGAUCAGGUGAAGAAAGAACUGCUAACUAAGGGUCCCAAUGACAAGAAGGCUGUUCUUGCCAGCUUCAUCGUCGGACUCUUUAACCUGUAUGAGAACCUCUUCUUCACGUACUUGGAGAUCAACCCUCUGGUGGUGACAAAAGAUGGAGUGUAUGUGCUGGACAUGGCAGCGAAGAUCGACGCAACUGCUGAUUACAUUUGCAAAUCCAAGUGGGGUGACGUGGAGUUCCCUCCGCCCUUCGGCAGGGAGGCAUACCCUGAGGAAGCCUACAUUGCUGAUCUUGAUGCAAAGAGUGGUGCCAGUCUCAAACUGACUCUGCUGAAUCCUCGAGGCAGAAUUUGGACCAUGGUGGCAGGAGGAGGUGCCUCAGUCGUGUACAGCGAUACAAUCUGUGACCUGGGUGGGGUCAAUGAGCUGGCCAAUUAUGGCGAGUAUUCAGGAGCACCGAGCGAACAGCAGACCUACGACUAUGCAAAGACCAUCCUGUCUCUGAUGACAAGAGAAAAGCACUCUGAUGGGAAGGUUUUGAUUGUUGGUGGAAGCAUUGCAAACUUCACAAACGUAGCGACAACAUUUAAGGGAAUUGUUCAAGCUAUUAAAGACUAUCAGGGACCACUGAAGGAGCAUGAAGUCACUAUAUUUGUUCGUCGUGGAGGCCCCAACUACCAGGAGGGUCUCAGAGUGAUGGGAGAAGUUGGAAAAACCACCGGGAUCCCGAUUCAUGUCUUUGGCACAGAAACCCACAUGACUGCCAUUGUUGGCAUGGCUCUGGGUCAUCGGCCAAUUCCCAACCAACCUCCUGUUGCUGCCCACACCGCCAACUUCCUCCUCAACUCCAGCAGCAGCACAUCGACUCCAACAUCCAGGAGAAAAGGCCCUUCUGAAAACAAAGCUAAGGUUCAGGGUUCGCCAGCCAAGAAGGUGAAAGCUGGAGCUCCUGUUACUAAGGCCUUUACCCUCUUCACCAAACACACAAAAGCUCUGGUGUGGGGUAUGCAGACUCGAGCAGUGCAGGGCAUGCUGGACUUUGACUACAUUUGCUCCAGAGAUGAGCCAUCUGUUUCCGCCCUGAUCUACCCUUUCACUGGCGACCACAAACAGAAAUUCUAUUGGGGCCAUAAGGAGAUCCUCAUCCCAGUGUAUAAAAACAUGAGCGAUGCCAUGAAGAAGCACCCCGAUGUGGAUGUGCUCAUCACUUUUGCCUCUUUGUGCUCAGCUUUUGAAAGCACCAUGGAGACCAUGCAGGUAAACGCUAUUCGAACCAUUGUCAUUAUUGCCGAGGGAAUCCCUGAAGCACACACGAGGAAGAUUAUUAAAGCUGCAGAUGAGAAGGGUGUCACCCUCAUUGGCCCUGCCACAGUUGGAGGGAUAAAGCCUGGCUGCUUCAAGAUUGGUAACACUGGGGGCAUGCUGGACAAUAUUCUCGCCUCCAAGCUUUACCGUCCGGGUAGUGUGGCCUACGUAUCCCGCUCAGGCGGCAUGUCCAAUGAACUCAACAACAUCAUCUCCUGCAAUACUGAUGGUGUUUUUGAGGGAGUGGCCAUCGGUGGGGACAGAUAUCCAGGCUCUGUGUUUACUGACCAUGUUCUGCACUACCAAGACACUCCUGGAGUGAAGAUGAUUAUUGUACUUGGAGAGAUUGGUGGGACAGAAGAAUACAAGAUUUGCCAGGCUAUUAAACAAGGCCAAAUCACCAAGCCAGUAGUGUGCUGGUGUAUUGGUACCUGUGCCACCAUGUUCUCCUCAAAGGUACAGUUUGGCCAUGCAGGAGCAUGUGCCAACCAGGCCUCUGAAACAGCUGUGGCCAAGAACAAGGCACUAAAAGAGGCUGGUGCACACGUUCCCAGGAGCUUUGAUGAGCUGGGAGAGAUUAUCAAAUUUGUGUAUGAUGACCUUGUUUCCAAAGGAGUAAUCCAGCCAGCUGAAGAGGUGCCUCCUCCUACUGUACCAAUGGAUUACUCCUGGGCACGAUAUUUGUUUUUUUCUGUUUGUGAUGAGAGAGGCCAGGAGCUCCUCUAUGCUGGCAUGCCCAUCACUGAGGUCUUCAAGACAGAAAUUGGCCUGGGAGGAACUCUGGGCCUUCUGUGGUUUCAGCGGAAGCUCCCAAAGUACGCCUGCCAGUUCAUUGAGAUGUGCCUGAUGGUAACUGCAGAUCAUGGCCCUGAUGUUUCUGGUGCACACAACACUAUUGUCUGUGCUCGAGCUGGCAAAGAUUUACUCUCCAGCCUCACAUCUGGCCUUCUCACCAUUGGCGACAGAUUUGGAGGAGCUCUGGAUGCUGCUGCAAAGCAGUUCAGCCAUGCAUUUGAUAGCGGCAUGUUGCCCAUGGAGUUUGUCAACAAGAUGAAGAAGGAUGGAAAGCUGAUCAUGGGCAUUGGACACAGAGUUAAGUCGAUAAACAAUCCUGACAUGAGAGUCCAGAUCUUAAAGGACUUUGUGAAGCAGAGAUUUCCUGCGUCACAAUUGCUGGACUAUGCUUUAGAAGUGGAGAAGAUCACCACUUCAAAAAAGCCCAACCUGAUCUUGAAUGUGGAUGGUCUAAUUGGUGUGGCGUUUGUGGACUUGCUCAGAACUUGUGGAGUAUUUACAAGAGAUGAGGCAGAUGAGUUUGUUGAAAUCGGUGCCCUAAAUGGGAUCUUUGUCUUGGGACGCAGCAUGGGAUUUAUUGGACACUACCUGGACCAGAAGAGGCUAAAGCAGGGUCUGUAUCGCCACCCCUGGGAUGAUAUCUCCUAUGUAUUGCCAGAGCACAUGUCAAUGUAAUCAAAUAAUUAAGAAUAAAGUGUGAAAUGCCAUUUUUUAGUUCCACACUGUGAUCUGCCACUUCAGAAUCUAGUGACAAUAUAUUAAGGGAACAUGUUACGCAUAUUAUAGCUAUAAAUGUUAGACACUGAGAAGACAUUUCAGAGUACAUUUUUAGUUUUUAAAGUCAGUCACUGCAGCAGCUUUAUGAGUAUUACUAAAACCUGCUUAAAUGUUCUGCUUCAAGGUCUGUCAAUGUGCUGCAGAGAUGCAAUGAGUUCAGAUAUGCAUGUUAUCAUUUACCUGGUAACCACAACUACCAGUCACAAUCAGUGAAUUGCUGUAAUUUAGCUGAAAAUAUACAUUUAACUUAUUUACGAAGUCUGGAUACUGUAUACUCCUGUGUAAUUCUUACUCUCAUCACUGUGCCAUCUGAAAAUUACAAAGUGAAAGUUUAGUGCAAUAAUACAGAU